GUUAUAUAAUUACGGUCACAGUGUAAGCUAACAAUAGCUAGUGUUGUUACACAAACACGUCUUUUCAACAAACAUAUAUAGUAUUUUUCUCCGGUGAAACAAAUGCCGACUAGUCAGAAAGCUCCGACUUGGGCCAUUGCGGUUGUUUUGGCCGUCUUUGCUGUAAUCUCGUAUCAGAUUUUAUUUGCGCCUGAUGAUUUAAAGGGGACGAAGAAUAUAUUGCCAAUGGCCAAGACCAUACCACUUCCUGUUGAUGGACCAGAGAGCAUUGAGUGGGAUCCACAAGGGGAAGGUCCUUAUGCUGCGGUUGUGGACGGCCGUAUUCUCAAGUGGCGCGGCCAUGAUCUUGGUUGGGUCGAGUUCGCACACACAUCUCCUUACAGGGGAAACUGUUCACGGCAUGAGGUAGUGCCUACUUGUGGAAGGCCACUAGGACUUAGUUUCGAGAAGAAAACAGGAGAUUUGUACAUCUGUGAUGGUUACCUUGGGGUGAUGAAGGUUGGACCAGAGGGAGGUUUGGCUGAGUUGGUAGUGGACCAGGCUGAAGGUCGCAAAGUAAUGUUUGCGAACCAGAUGGAUAUAGACGAAGAGGAAGAUGUCUUGUACUUCAAUGACAGUAGUGACAAGUAUCAUUUCAGGGAAGUAUUUUACGUGCUUUUUAACGGAGAGCGGUCGGGGAGAGUGAUCAGAUUCAACAAGAAGACCAAAGAGGCCAAAGUUGUCAUGGACAAUCUCCGUUGCAACAACGGUUUGGCUCUAAACAAAGAUAGGUCAUUCUUAAUCACAUGUGAGUCUGCCACUGGUCUUGUCCAUCGAUAUUGGAUCAAAGGUCCUAAAGCAGGGACCCGAGAUAUCUUCUCCAAGGUCCCAGGCUAUCCUGACAACAUCCGUUUGACACCAACGGGAGAUUUUUGGCUUGGCAUACAUUGUAAGAAAAAUCUAAUAGGGAGAUUGAUAGUAAAUAAUAAGUGGCUAGGGAAGUUGGUUGAAAAGACGGUGCCGUUGAACUUCUUGAUUCAGGAGAUGAAUGGGUUUAGGCAGCAAGGGAUCGCCGUGAAAAUCUCCGGGGAGACAGGGGAGGUGCUUGAGAUACUUGAGGACAAAGAAGGGAAGCACAUGCAGUAUGUGAGUGAGGCUUAUGAGAGAGAUGAUGGUAAGCUUUGGUUCGGGUCUGUUUUCUCGCCUGCCGUAUGGGUUCUUGAUCGCAAGUGAGUAGUUUCGUUUGUUGUAAGGUAGUGAUGUAUUAUUUUUAAAUCGACAUGUGUUUGUGGACUAGUUGCAUCAUUUUACCUUUUAUCUACUGUUAUGUGUCUAUUUCCUUUCUAUAUAAAUAAAACACAGAUUAAAACACAAA
Brassica rapa (field mustard) is the source of this 1354-nucleotide messenger RNA. RefSeq names its product protein STRICTOSIDINE SYNTHASE-LIKE 9. NCBI's taxonomy places the organism in Eukaryota, Viridiplantae, Streptophyta, Magnoliopsida, Brassicales, Brassicaceae. Gene Ontology annotation, cellular component: endomembrane system. The record is from RefSeq and is a predicted model, not a curated record. Gene Ontology annotation, molecular function: hydrolase activity.